GGUGGCUCUCCCCGCCUUAUAAGACACCGGAAGUUCGGUAAGGAGCGAUCCUUCCGCGCUCCGGAACGUGACUUCGGCUGGUCGUAAACCUAUAAAGUAGUGCACUUUUCUCCUUUCAUGGGACCUUCAGGAUAACCUGUAACGCAGCAGUGACUCCCCGAGCACAGCGGAGAAGGGUUGGGGCCGGCCAUGGCGUCAAAGGGAUGCAGUUAGGUGGAGCUGCGCAGGGUCACGUGACCACGGAGGGAGGAUACGUGGUGUGCUGCGUCCCUCGCCGAGGAUAUAAAGGGCGGGUUUAGGGCGUGUCGCCGCCAUUUCUGCUUCCUCUCUCCUGGUUGAGGUUUUUUCUGCUGCUGGUCCGUUCCUCUUUCCCCCUCCCGCAGGGCUUGCUGCCACCAUGGCGUAUUAGAGGCAGUAGUGCCUGCGGCAGCGUUGGCCUUUGCAGCGGCGGCAGCAGCACCAGGCUCUGCAGCGGCAACCCCCACCGGCUUUAGCCAUGGCGCUCUUCACGAAAUCCAGCAGCAGCGUUGCUGUAACGGACAAAGAUACCUUCGAGUUAAGCACAUUCCUCGAUUCCAGCAAAGCCCCACAACAUGACCGAGAUGAGCUUCCUGAACAGCGAAGUGUUGGCGGGGGACUUGAUGUCCCCCUUCGACCAGUCGGGUUUGGGGGCUGAAGAAAGCCUAGGUCUCUUAGAUGACUAUCUGGAGGUGGCCAAGCACUUCAAACCUCAUGGGUUCUCCAGCGACAAGGCUAAGGCGGGCUCCUCGGAAUGGCUGGCUAUGGAUGGGUUGGUCAGUGCCUCAGACACCGGCAAGGAGGAUGCCUUUUCCGGGACAGAUUGGAUGUUGGAGAAAAUGGAUCUGAAAGAGUUUGACUUCGAUGCUCUGUUUCGAAUGGAUGACCUGGAAACCAUGCCAGACGAGCUUUUGGCCACGUUGGAUGACACAUGUGAUCUUUUUGCCCCUCUAGUCCAAGAGACUAAUAAGGAGCCCCCUCAGACAGUGAACCCAAUUGGCCAUCUCCCAGAAAGUGUAAUAAAAAUCGACCAGGUUGCCCCCUUUACAUUCUUGCAGCCUCUUCCCUGUUCCCCAGGGGUUCUGUCUUCCACUGCAGAUCAUUCCUUUAGUUUAGAGCUAGGCAGUGAAGUUGAUAUCUCUGAAGGAGAUAGGAAGCCUGACUCUGCUACUUACAUUACUCUUAUCCCUCAGUGUGUAAAGGAGGAAGACACUCCCUCUGAUAAUGACAGUGGCAUCUGUAUGAGCCCUGAGUCCUACCUGGGAUCUCCCCAGCAUAGCCCCUCUACCUCCAGGGCCCCACCAGACAGUCUGCCGUCUCCAGGUGUUCCCCGUGGUUCUCCUCGACCCAAACCUUAUGACCCACCUGGAGUUAGUUUGACCGCAAAAGUGAAGACAGAGAAGUUGGAUAAGAAGCUGAAAAAGAUGGAGCAGAACAAGACAGCAGCUACUAGGUACCGCCAGAAGAAGCGGGCUGAGCAGGAAGCCCUCACUGGCGAGUGUAAAGAGCUAGAAAAAAAGAAUGAGGCCCUGAAAGAGAAGGCAGAUUCUCUUGCCAAAGAGAUCCAGUAUCUAAAAGACCUGAUAGAAGAGGUCCGUAAGGCAAGGGGGAGGAAGAGAGUUGCUUAGCAGGGUAAGGGUAGUCGGGUGCUUUGUGCUUGUAUAUAGUCUUGUGAUGCUGUGUUUGCUGUAAUAAAUUAUUUUGUAGUGAAAAGUA
Molecule: messenger RNA, 1734 nt
Organism: Arvicanthis niloticus (Nile rat)
Lineage: Eukaryota; Metazoa; Chordata; Mammalia; Rodentia; Muridae
Gene: Atf4
Product: activating transcription factor 4
Biological process (GO): regulation of transcription by RNA polymerase II
Cellular component (GO): ATF4-CREB1 transcription factor complex; nucleus; ATF1-ATF4 transcription factor complex
Molecular function (GO): DNA-binding transcription activator activity, RNA polymerase II-specific; RNA polymerase II transcription regulatory region sequence-specific DNA binding
Source: RefSeq, a predicted model, not a curated record